GGAGAUAUUUGAAUGAUACUUGGAGGAAUUAUACCCCACAUUAUGGCCUUUAAGUUAUAUUCGUAUAAAAUAUAUUAAUCUAGAGGGUGACGUAAUAUUCGUAUGUAACGUACAGCGUGUUGAAUAUCUCAACUAUGUGUUAUAUGCUUUAUGUUUUAUAAUUGAAAUUCAUUUCAUUUAAUGUUAAUAGAUGCGAUAGAAAAGGAUUCAGUUACUUAAAACGAAGCAAAUAUAUAUAUAUAUAUAUAUAAAAACGGAUUGCACUAUGUUAAACAGUAAUUUAUUGUUCUCUAUCCAUGUACGUAAACAGUUUUUCCACUUUUCGAAUUCACGAAAAUCGAUUUACGAUCGCCGAAAUUGUCCCACUGUGCGUCGAUUACACGUCCGUCACAUUUUUCUCCACUUGCAUCGCGAUAUUCGGCCUAGGGAUGAAGGAUCGAAUAUAAAGAACUAUAGAACCAAUUAAGAUGAACGUGAAAUUACAGUCAACUACCAUAACAAUCGAGGGUGUUGUAAACCGAAAAAAAAAAGAAGAACAAUGUAAAAAUCGAUAGGAGGCACCGAGUGCACGGGGAGCUCUUUUUUUUCGAGCCGGAUGGUAGGGUCGAUCUUCGGGGAUGCAUUUCACCGUGCACCGGCUGGUGCAUGUGCAUAUCGUGACGGGUUGUGCGUGAAUCGCGCGUAAACACGUGCGUGGCGGCGGGUGUGUGUGCACACAGGCACACGCCGAGGGAUGCAUCGUCUGUCGAGCCUCCGCCUCCUUCCUCCUCUUAUUCACCACCACCCUGCGGACCUAUAUAUUUCCCGGAGGGUCUCCCACUUUCGCCACUAUCAUUCCUGUCGCGGCUGCGCGAGCCUGUGAGCGCGCAAACGUGAGUUCGCUCUCGGCUUUCUUCUUGGAGCUUCCUCGCCGGCAGAUUACGCGCGGACACCUGCCUUCGUCCUUCGAUCCAAUUUUCCCGCGGAUUUUCCAACGGAAUACGCCGCCGACGAGCUGUGAGAUCGUGCACGCGUCAAGUUUCUCAGUGACCGUCACAGGCGAGCCGAGUUCGCUGAUCAAUAGUUGGACGAUUCGCUGUUCGAUAGUCGAACGGUUUCGAUCGAUUUCUUUUUAUCCCGCGAAACGGUGUACGACUCGAGUUUAACCGAGUUCUUCCCCGCGGCACGCUCUUGUUUCUCGGAAAAUGUGCACCACGUGCGGUGAGCCCCCGAUUCCACCAGCAGCUCCUACCGAAUGGGAUUAGAUGAGGCACGACGGAUGGCCUGAGCCUCGGAGAAAAUCUUCAUGGAUCGUUCACGAAAAUCGAGGAAUGCCCGCUGGUCGUGGAGUCCCGCGGAAUUCCCGCGGCGCCGACGAUGCGCGCCGCGCCGCAGCAACAUCACCGUCAAGAAUUUUGGAUCGAUUCUAGCUUUGACAAUGCUCACCGCGGUCAGUGUCACCUGUACUCACGUGCCCGACAAGUAUCCCAUCGAAGUGUACCAUAUGCUACGGGAGAAGACACAGUUCGGUUUCGGACGGGACAAUCGCAUUAGAGGAACGUGGGGCCCGUGGAGUUCUUGGAGCGAGUGUUCUAGGACUUGCGGCACGGGUAUCCAAUCCCAGUCUCGCGAAUGCGUACCAUAUCAGAAACUUUUGAGGAAGAGGAGUAUUAUCUUGGGGAACGGCACAAGCAGCUCGCGACCCAUUUGCAUCGGCACGUACAAGAGAUACCACACAUGCAACACGCAGAAAUGUCCAAACUUCCCGGAGGAUUUGCGGGCGGAACAAUGCGCCAAGUAUAACGGAAGAAACUACAAGGGCGAGAGCUACGAUUGGGUUCCGUUCCUGGACGCUCCAAACUCUUGCGCGCUCAAUUGCCGUGCUGUCGGCGAACGUUUUUACGCAACGCUUGAAUCGGCAGUAAUGGAUGGCACACCCUGCGACGCUCCGAAUCUUCGUGGACAUAAUGCGGGAAUUUCUAUGGAACGCACAGACCGAUGGCUCUGUGUCGCCGGACAAUGCAAGCCUGUAGGUUGCGACGGUGUGGUAGGAUCUGGCGUAACGACGGAUGCUUGUGGUGUCUGCGGUGGUCAGGGUAAAGGUUGUCGUCUGUACGAGGGUAUUUUUAUGGAACCAAUCCUGCCGAGGGGUCAUCAACCCGUGACCACCAUACCGAAGGGAGCUGUGUCUCUCAACAUCUCCGAACUUCGUUUCAGUAGCAACUUCUUAGCGUUAAGAGACAGCAACGGUAGUUACAUCCUGAAUGGACCGUUGGCAUAUAGUCCAAGCGGCACUUAUAAAGCGGCUGGCGCGACAUUAACAUACCAGAGGGGUGACAGAAGCCGCGUGGAGUGCAUCUUGGCAACCGGGCCACUGAACGAUUCUUUGCAUUUAGAGAUCCUGGCGCAGGAAAUGAACCCCGGAGUGCUCUACAAGUAUAUGCUGCCGUUAAAGGAGACCACCAACGGAAGGGCGAUGAUAGCCCCACCGCUUUUCGCGACAGGAUCCGUGGAUCGUGGCAACGAAAUUCCCGAUUCGGAUUCCCGCGUCGCUCUGACGAUACCCACGACCAGAAUAUACGACCGAAAAAACGAUCUAUCAUCGAGGAAUCGCGACAAGAAUGGACCGCUGUCGCGCGACAGAGCACCAAAAGAGGAGAUGAAGCAUCCACCGACCACUGUGAUGGCCGGCGAUCAGCCGAAGUCGAAGGCCAAAAAGAGAAAGCGACUGAAAUUUGGUUGGAAGAUGUUCGGAUUGACUCCUUGCUCCAAGGAGUGCGGAGGAGGGAUCCAGAAAGCGAUUUUCAAGUGUGUUCGCGUGAACAAUGAAAUGAUCGUGAACGAAAGACGUUGCCGCAACGUGGGAAAGCCCCAGCAGCCGCCUCCGUUGCGUUGCAACGAUUACCCAUGUCUGGCCAGAUGGAGGGCGGAACCGUGGAGCGAGUGCUCGGCCAGCUGCGGUACUGGAACGAGAACACGAAAAUUGGAGUGCGUACAGGAAUUAAAUGCGAACCUAACGAUGCGAGUAGCUGCCGGUGCGUGUGUCCAACCACCAGACCUGAGGACCGUGGAGGCUUGCACGAAACCGGCUUGCACGAGCAGUCCGGAAUUAAGGCACAUGCACUCGCAACACGACACACCCAGAUGGGACGUCGGAGCUUGGGGCCCGUGCUCGGUGACGUGCGGAGAGGGGGUACGAAAUCGAACGGUGACGUGCAUCACGCCUGGCAAGUCCUGUUCUUUGUUAAAGAAACCAGAGUCUCGGAAAGUUUGCGUAUCCGCGCCUUGCACGAGCAACAACGCGGAGCAACGGGCACCCUGGCUGUACUCGGAUUGGUCGUCCAAGUGCUCUGCCGAAUGCGGCAACGGAGUCGAAACGAGACGAGUAGCGUGCGCCGACGGCAGCGAGCUGUUUUGUAAUCCCAAAGACAAACCGGAAACCGAGAGGCAGUGUUACGGUAAAGGAGCGAACUGCGAUAGGGCCAAGUGGUUCACCGGUCCAUGGACAAUCUGCUCCGUGUCUUGCGGAAUGGGUGUCCAGUAUCGAGAAGUCCUUUGCGUCGCAAGGACGAACAACGAAUUCGUCGUGUUACCAGCGAAUGGUUGCAACGAUUCGAGGCCAGCAACCGAGCAAGCGUGCGUAGUGUCCGCGUGCACACCGGAAUGGUUUACCUCGGACUGGUCGAAGUGUUCGACGACGUGUGGCACCGGCGUAAAAACCAGAUUGGUUCGCUGCAUCCUCGAGGGCGUCGGCGACUCGAAUUGCGUAGAAGCUGCAAAACCGAUCGACCAACAACAAUGCAGUUUGGAAUCUUGCGAGAAGGAUAUCCCGUUGCCUAGCAAAUCGCCGAAAAAAGCCUACGAGACGUCCGAGUGUGUCGACAAACAUCCAAACUGCGUGCUGGUCGUGAAGAAUGGCCUGUGUCGAAUAAAGUACUACAAGUAUUCGUGUUGCCGUUGCCGCGAGUAAUCGGCCGAUGGGCGACGUCGAAUCUAACCCCGCUUAACCGGGUUAGGUCCGAGUCGGGGCAGGUUUCAACCCACCACGGUCACCGCCGUCUCUUUGCGUUCGAUUAAACUCGUAGCUCUUCCUUAGUUAAUGUAACGCGAUCGUCCGUUGGAACGGAAGAAUCGCGUCCGGUACCCAAGACUGUUACAAAGAGACGACCGUAUUACGUACAAGUUUAUUUAACACAAUUACCGAGUAUCUAAACCCCCGUGUAGCUUUAUUUCUUUGAUCGUCUAGCUCCCUCGCGACAGAUUACGGGAGAAUAGUUAUUUAAUUCCCUUCGAACGUUAACCCGAGAAACGGAGUAGCAAAACGAAAGCACGCUAGUCGUUUGAAGUAGACCAAGUAUCUAAUCGAACGCGUUAGAAAGGGAACGCAUCGAAACGAUGCCGUGCAUCGUUAACGCGAGAUGAAAAGAGAGAGAAUACGUAUUAGCGCGUAAAUGUAUCAACAUAUCUGCGUGGCGAACCUACAUAGAUAAACCUGCGAAUUUUUGUCGCGACAAGUCUGUGUUAACUUAACGAUGGUACCGAUCCGAUCCUCGCGUUAUUCCAGCAAAGUCGCUAAUCGAGUACAGCAGAACUUUAUUCCCCCGAAUUCAAUUUUAUUCGAUUCCCGAUUUACCGUACCUAACAAUUCCUAUAGUUGCAUAGAGCUGCACAUGCACGAUAUAUCUCUGAAUUCGCGAUGAAAGGAGCGACUUUGAGCGGCGAACUGAUUUUUAUUCGACCAUAGCUGAGAGGUCUUGGUCCCAUCGCUAGCAUAAACACGCGAAAUGAAACGGGCUCGGGCGGAGCGAAUGAAAAUGCUGUCUGGAGUUGUCGCUGAAAAAAAAAAAAGAAAAAAAAAAAAUGAAUCGAUCGAUCCAGCUGCAUUCUCGGUGUAUGUACUUCGAUAGGUAGUCUGUUUAGUUCCAGAACGUUAUUUAUCGUUCCCGAGCCCGUAUCGACGGGUAGACGAUAGAUGUAGCCGUGGGCAAUUUCCGUUAUCGAGCAUUUAAUUAACAUAUCGAGCCAAGCAAAUCCGGCGAUUUUGAUUUACGAGCCUGACUUAUUAACGAAUCCAUCCACGAUGCGGAUAGUACGAUAACCUUCAACCGGAAAUACCGGGUUCACUUCUUUAUUAUGUUUUCUUUUUGUAAAACGACCAACACGCGUUAGAGAAUGUAGCCUGUGGUAGUAUGAAUAUUCGACGUGUAAAAAUUAUUAAUAGCCCGUACGUAAAGCAAAUAACGAUAGUUACAACGAUGCUGUCGAAUCAAAUGUACACUCGUCCCCGUAGUAAGUCAUCGACAAAGUAAAAUGUAUGCGUAGAAUCGAAUCCCUGACAACGUACGGCGGAAACACCCUACUAUACCCUUUAACUUUUAUGAAUCGACGAGUCUGCGAGGACCUUUGCAAGGGGUGUAGAUUAAAUUUAAACAAAUAACAUCCUAACGGUCAAUCGUGAAAAUUGCGCUGGCAAUCAAUCCUCGGUGUCAAUUAAAUCGCAUUCCGGUUUGCCUUCUCGAACUCCAAGGAAAUCUGCGAAUACCUACCGUAUUUCGAUCCGCCUCGUAUCUCUCGAGAAGCUGUUUCGAUUUCUGUUUACAAUUACAAAAAUUUGUUUCAAUAAACUUUCCGUUCUCCUUCUA
Messenger RNA from Hylaeus anthracinus, 5621 nucleotides. Its product is annotated as ADAMTS-like protein 4. Lineage: Eukaryota; Metazoa; Arthropoda; Insecta; Hymenoptera; Colletidae. The coding region runs from base 1286 to 3949 and encodes 887 amino acids. Gene Ontology annotation, biological process: extracellular matrix organization. The record is from RefSeq and is a predicted model, not a curated record. The transcript is spliced from 19 exons. Gene Ontology annotation, cellular component: extracellular matrix. Gene Ontology annotation, molecular function: metalloendopeptidase activity.